Athalia rosae (coleseed sawfly) is the source of this 1333-nucleotide messenger RNA. RefSeq names its product caspase-like. The record is from RefSeq and is a predicted model, not a curated record. Gene Ontology annotation, cellular component: cytoplasm. The transcript is spliced from 5 exons. Bases 37 to 1056 code for a protein of 339 amino acids. Lineage: Eukaryota; Metazoa; Arthropoda; Insecta; Hymenoptera; Athaliidae. Gene Ontology annotation, biological process: apoptotic process; proteolysis.
UACGGUCAGUCGAUUGAAAGAUCCCCUGCGGUCACCAUGUCGUCUUUAAAUAAAAAAAGCACCGCUUCCAGUGCGGGAAACAAUCGGCCAUUAGAUACGGUUUUUCCGCCGUCUGUCGUCAGCUCUUCGGUAAAUAAUUCUCGGCAGGAAAUUGCGGUCGACGAUACUGACGCAUGGCUAUUCGAAAAAACGAAAAAAUCAAAGGACAGCGCGGACAGCGUGGCCGGCGCCACGUCGAAGUCGGAAUCCGCCGGCGUGAUAACGAGCAAAAUCGAUCGCGACUCGGAAUUUUACGACAUGACGCACGAGCGACGAGGAGUGGCGGUGAUCUUCAACCACGUCCACUUCAAGGAGAUGGCAACGCGAACCGGAACUGUCAGGGACUGUCGAAAUCUGACGGAGGCUCUUACCGAUCUUGGAUUCGAAGUUCGCGUCUACGAGGAUCCGAAAAUUAAAACGAUAACGACGGUGUUGAAGUCAGUGGCUGCAGAGGACCACACCGAUGCCGAUUGCCUUCUAGUGGCCGCGAUGUCCCACGGAGAAUCUGGUCUUCUACAUUCGAACGAUGAACUGUACGCGGUUGAUAAAUUAUGGAAUUAUUUCACCGGAGAUCAGUGUCCAACCCUUGCAGGAAAGCCUAAGCUCUUCUUCAUUCAAGCUUGUCGGGGAUCCCGUCUCGAUCAGGGUGUGAGAGUAUCUCACGAAACUGACAGCGUAGCUGCGAGCUACAGCAUCCCUGCUUACGCCGAUAUCAUGGUAGCCUAUUCGACCUACGACGGUUUCUAUUCGUGGCGUAACCCAGACGCCGGUUCCUGGUUCGUUCAAGCAAUUUGCAAGGAACUCGCCCUCAAUGGAAAGUCACGAGAUCUUUUAACGAUAAUGACCUUCGUCAACAGACGAGUUGCACUGGAUUUUCAAUCGUACGUACCUCAAAACGACAAGAUGCACGCUAAAAAACAAAUUCCAUCCGUCGUUUCGAUGCUCACCCGUCUCCUACGUUUCGACGAGAAAUCCGACAGGGUUGAAACGCCGGGUCGAAAAAUAACGACCAUCUGAACUACCGAAUCCUCGAUGAAAAUAAAAAAGUUAGACGUUGAAAAUCUUUCGACGGAAAUGUAUUCAUAGCGAUAGAAAAAAAAAAAAGAAAAGUAAAGAAAAGAAAAGAAAAAAAUCUCUUGCGAACUCUGCCGAAGAACUUCAUCUUUGAGUGAAUUUCUUUACACGCGUACGUGUAUUUACUUUCUUUUUUUCCCUUUUCUACUUCAUCGUUCGUCACUUUUUGUUGAACGCACUUAUCGUUACGGAAAAUAAAGAGUUGCUAUUUCACUUUUUA